GUGAGCUCAGUGCGGGGGGCGGGACUACAAAACAAGCAGGCAAGCUGAACUCGCACACAACAAUCCGAGAGAGCGCUGCCUUUGAUUCAGUUAACGUUACUCAAAAUACCGGCUUGUGAUGUCAGCCCUUCAGUCUGCUUCUUCUAAAAGUUUUACCUCAACACCACUCAAAAGUAAAUCUGCCAUCCCAAGGAGCAUCCCUAGAAGCAAGAGCGUGGAAUCAACAGGCGACUCAACCUACUCCUUGCUCUCACCCAUUUACCAUGAUAGCUUUGAUUUUUCGGAUGAAGAUAAUGAAGAGGCACCAAAACAGUAUCAGCCUGCUGACAACUCCUCUCUCACAGUGCAUGAAGAUGGAUUAUCAGUCAGUCACAGCAGGAAUGAGACACUGGAGUCACUUUGUGCACAAAACACUUCUACUGGAAAGUUAAACCUGAGUGCAUGGGAGCAGUGGGUUGUAAGCAAAGCUAAAGAGGAACGGAUGAAAAUGCAACAGAAAACCUUAGAACAAGAAGCUUUAAAAGAAAAGAAGGCCAAAGAAGAAACAGAACAACAGAGGAAAAAGGCAGUCAGUGAGUGUAAAAUUCAAGAGUGGCUCCAAAUGAAAAAAGAACAGGAAAAACAUGAAAAGUUUUGCAGGGAGUCCCAGAAGACUAAAAAAAUGCUGUAUGAAGAACAGAAACGGCUGGAAAUCGAAAGAAAAGCCCAAGAAAAAUAUAAAGAGUGGCUUAGACAGAAAAAACAAGAGGAAAUGGUGAGGAAGUUAGAAGAGCAGGAAGAAAUAGCCAGAGGAGAAAAGGAGGAGAGAGAACGUAAAGAGCGGGCAGAGGAGAAGUUUAAAGAGUGGCUUAAAAACAUAAAGGACAAAGACAGACAUAAACGUCAGUUGUCAGCAUGUCCAGCUGGUGGCUAUAAUAAUCUGAACUACCCCUCACCUACUUUUGUGAACCCUAUCCCAUGGAAGCCCAUUCACAUCCCCCAGCAAAACAGUACGCCCAGGAAGAACUUGGCGCACAAGAAGCAGCCAGGUCUACCAAAGUAUCAGUCAACUCCGUGCUUUAGUUACAAACCCAAAGACACUUUUAGCUUUGCAUGCAAAAGGAGGUGACAACCUGUGGUCAAAGGCAAACAUUAGCUUUUACUCUGAUUAACGUGGAUCAAUUGGGAGGGCAUUUGUCAUUUUAGGGACUGGACUCACGAUGGGAGAAAUGUUAGAGGUUUAUGUGCGCCUAUCUAGACAGUUAUCUGCAUAAGUACAGUACAGUACAGUACACUCCUCCGUGAACUGAACACUUACCGUGAUUUAUAGUUCACACACCCUUUAGUUUUCCACAUUACUGAUACACAUCACUCACAUCAAUGAAUGUCACAGAUGUGUUCUAAAACCAUGUAGUUUUUUGGCAGAAUGAAUAGAGAAGUGUGAUUAAGUAGUUUCGUUUUUGAAAAAUGUAACAUUUUAAUUUUCCCAAAUAAAACAUUGUUUGGAAACAGUACCAGUGAUUGUGAACACUGUGUGAUAGAAAAGUUGUGAACAUUGCGAAGUCAAACUUGCUACAGAAAAUAUUACAUAUGAAAGAAACCUAUGUACUUGUAUAACGAAGCUGCUGGUGUUUUCCAAACAGUGGACUGACCACCCCAGAGUCCAGACCUGAACAUCACUUAAUGUGUUUGGGAUUAUUUGGAUCAUGAGAAGCAGAAAAUGCAACCAGUUUCUGAGACUGAACUUCGGAGGUGUGGAAAAAGCUUAAAUGUAAGCUAAUAAAGGCAAAAGCAAAAAUGAAUGACUUGGACUUAAUGGUUGUUUUGACUGUGGAUUAAAUAAAUGAUGGGUGGACUUGCAUAAUACUGUUUUUCUAACAAGGCUAUUUUGAAUUAAUAUUCUAAAACAGAAACAGUAAAGGGUCUGUAUUUGCCUUUCAGUUUCUCUGAUGUUUUGCAUUCAGUUGUGUGUAAUGUCAGUGUUCCAAGAAAGCAGGGAAAGACCAGGCUUGUUGAGAGUGUGAUAAUAAGCAUUGUCGUUAAUGGGUCUUGAUAGUUGUUUAUACAUACAGGCACCAUACAUGACUUACUCCUACACUUGUGUCUCACAAAGAUGUCUCUGUCUCAGCUUACAUGCU
Messenger RNA from Colossoma macropomum (tambaqui), 2117 nucleotides. RefSeq lists its product as uncharacterized. NCBI's taxonomy places the organism in Eukaryota, Metazoa, Chordata, Actinopteri, Characiformes, Serrasalmidae. The record is from RefSeq and is a predicted model, not a curated record. The transcript is spliced from 7 exons. Bases 119 to 1108 code for a protein of 329 amino acids.